UUGAGCUAUCGAGGUUCGAGCAAGGUUUCUGCGGGUGAGGUGUUAGUUGGGAGUUGUGAAAGUUUACAGAAGUAGUGUCUUCGGUUACAGUUGUACACAAAAGAGUGAUAUUUUGCAAUAUUCAACUGUCCACAUACAUGUAGUUCUCCAUCAUGCCUCCGCUGGAAAAGUAUAACAGUGAACUACAACGACUUGAGUCGUUCCGAAUUGGUAGGCGCAUGGAAAAGUACGAUUGUCAACUUUUAGCCCGUAUGGGGAUGUAUUACACAGGAGUUGGUGAAACAGUACAAUGCCAGUUCUGUAAUGUACGCAUUGAUCGUUUUGAAGAAGACGAGUGUCUGGUAGAAGCGCAUAUGGCUUAUUCGGGUGGUUGUCCUUUAUUAGAAUGCGAGUUCACUUCAAACGUACCUUUGGAUUUUUUAUCACUUUAUCUCCUGCUUCCGGGCGAAUUAGACUGUAUAGCAUGUGAAGAAUUUCUUUUGGAAUCUGACAGAUUGGACACUUUUUCGAAAUCCCAAGGUGUUUUAUCGACAAAGGCAAAUGAACUGGCAGAAGCGGGCUUUUUCUUUUUAACUGAUGGUUCUCUGAUGUGUUUUUGUUGCGGUGGUACUUUAGACGGUUUCCUCCCUGAGGAAGAUCCCUGGCUGCUGCACGGCAUUCUUUAUAAUCAUUGCAGAUAUUUGAGACUUAUGAGAGGAAUAAGUCAUAAUGAGGACGAUGAUAUUAACCAUUUCUUGGAAGAAUUGGACCUACAAGAAGAAAUGCCAAUUGCAACACGUGAAAGCGUCCUACAGCGAGAGCUCGAAAAUGAUAAUGAAUUUGAAGUAGCUGCAGAAGGAGCUGUGCCAUUACCAACUGAACAUGUGCACGUGCAGAAACAGUCUUGCGUCCAUGAAAUCAAUGACGAUUCUAUAACCAUGUCAAAAUUUUUGUUUGAGUCCUUGGUAAAUGGUAAAACCGAAGAUAAAAACGAAUGCAAAAUUUGCUCGGGGGAAAACAGGAAUGUCGUAUUUUUACCAUGUGGGCAUGUUGUGGCUUGCUCUGAAUGUGCCGAGCGAUGCGAAUCUUGUCCGAUAUGUCGGGCUAGGAUAGAACGAAGACAUAAAUUAUAUUAUUCAUAGCUAUUUAGGUUAUAUAGUCCUAGUUUAAUUUAAUGCUGUAGAUCCAGAAUUAAUUGUAUCCAAUAAAUCGUUGUCUUUAUACCGA
Hermetia illucens (black soldier fly) is the source of this 1206-nucleotide messenger RNA. RefSeq names its product death-associated inhibitor of apoptosis 1-like. Bases 153 to 1121 code for a protein of 322 amino acids. The record is from RefSeq and is a predicted model, not a curated record. The transcript has 2 exons. NCBI's taxonomy places the organism in Eukaryota, Metazoa, Arthropoda, Insecta, Diptera, Stratiomyidae. Gene Ontology annotation, biological process: regulation of cell cycle. Gene Ontology annotation, cellular component: nucleus; cytoplasm; spindle microtubule.